Cynoglossus semilaevis (tongue sole) is the source of this 1941-nucleotide messenger RNA. RefSeq names its product sonic hedgehog signaling molecule a (gene shha). Gene Ontology annotation, molecular function: patched binding; calcium ion binding. Gene Ontology annotation, biological process: smoothened signaling pathway; multicellular organism development; cell fate specification. Lineage: Eukaryota; Metazoa; Chordata; Actinopteri; Pleuronectiformes; Cynoglossidae. The transcript has 3 exons. The coding region runs from base 398 to 1705 and encodes 435 amino acids. The record is from RefSeq and is a predicted model, not a curated record.
GAAGAAAUCUUUUAAGGUUUUUUUGUGCGGGCUAACAUCAGGAGGGUUUGUCUGGGCCAGCCAAUCAGGUCCCUCCCCUGCUAUAGAUCGGCUGCUAUAAUACAAAGCAGUAAAAGCGGUCGCCCUCACACAGGCGGCUGCAGCUCCACUCCACUCCAGAUCCCGUGGCUUUUAAUUCCCCUCUACUUUUUUGAACCCUCCUUCCGCGCGCCCCCCGCCACUGCCGUUUCUCUGUCAGGCGUCCAUUUCCGCACCUGCCACGGUAGACAGCAGGACACGGAGCAGCAGCGGAGGAGACAAGGACAUUAGUGGAGGCAGACGGCGGAGAGAAGGACAGCAGCGGAGCCGCGCUUCACCUCAUCUUACAGGGAGCAGAGAUUCAGCCGAAGACUCGGAGAUGGUUCUCUGGAGCACCGUCGCCUCGGUCGCUCUCAUCUGCUUGUCCUUGCUGUCCUCCGGGAUGGGCUGUGGACCGGGCAGGGGCUACGGCAGGAGGAAGCACCCGAAGAAGCUGACACCUCUGGCGUACAAGCAGUUCAUCCCCAACGUGGCGGAGAAGACCCUGGGGGCCAGCGGCAGAUACGAAGGCAAGAUCACGAGAAACUCGGAGCGAUUUAAGGAGCUGACUCCCAACUACAACACUGACAUCAUCUUCAAGGAUGAGGAGAACACCGGUGCCGACAGGCUCAUGACUCAGAGAUGCAAAGACAAGCUGAAUUCUCUGGCCAUCUCGGUGAUGAACCAGUGGCCCGGGGUCAAGCUGCGGGUCACCGAAGGCUGGGACGAGGACGGACACCACUUCGAGGAGUCGCUGCACUACGAAGGCCGCGCCGUGGACAUCACCACGUCCGACAGGGACAAGAGCAAGUACGGCACUCUGUCCAGGCUGGCCGUGGAGGCUGGGUUUGACUGGGUCUACUACGAGUCCAAAGCCCACAUCCACUGCUCCGUGAAAGCAGAGAACUCCGUGGCGGCAAAGUCCGGCGGCUGUUUCCCGGCAUCCUCCACUCUGACCCUGGAGGACGGAACCCAGAGAGCGGUCGGGGAGCUGCGGCCCGGGGACAGGGUUCUGGCGGCCGACCCUGACGGACACCUGCUCUACACGGACUUCAUCACCUUCAUCGACCAGGACUCCACCACCAGGAGGCUCUUCUACGUCAUCGAGACCGACUCGGGCCAGAGAAUCACGCUGACCGCCGCACACCUGCUCUUCGUGGGCCACAACUCUUCUUCUUCUUCUUCUUCUUCUUCUUCUUCUUCUUCUUCUCCUUCUUCUUCUUCUUCUUCUUCUGUGGUGGACAGACGGAUGUCGGCGGUGUUCGCCAGCAGCGUCCAGCCCGGACAGAAGGUCUUCGUGUUGGACUCCGUGGGACAGCAGCUCCAGCCCGUCACCGUCCGACGGAUUUUUACGCAGGAACACCAGGGCUCGUUUGCGCCAGUGACCGCGGAGGGGACCGUGGUGGUGGACCGGGUCCUGGCGUCCUGUUACGCAGUGAUCGAAGACCACCGGCUGGCACACUGGGCCCUGGCCCCGGUCAGGGCCGCGCACUGGGUCUCCACGCUGCUUUUCAGCCCUCAGACUGCGGCUGGGACCCGGCAGGAGGACGGGGUCCACUGGUACUCCAAGGUCCUUUACCAGUUAGGGACAUGGCUGUUGGACAGUCAGUCCAUCCAUCCACUGGGCAUGUCGGUGUCCCCGAGUUGAAGGUUCGACUCCGGAGGAACAGAGUCGGACUCGAACGUAGAGACACGUGACUAUUCUUUAGAUAUAAAAACAACAACAACAACAACAAAUAAAAUCAAAUAAAAAUCAUUAUUGUGAACAACAGACAGACCAACCAGACGAAGGUCCGAGCGGCGGAGUUGGGAUAUUUAUUGGACAGACUUUUUCCCGAGCUGUGUCCCGUGUCAGAGAACGAGUGGAGCCUUAAAAAAAAAAAA